This is a messenger RNA of Aureobasidium subglaciale EXF-2481, 1878 nucleotides long. RefSeq lists its product as uncharacterized. Gene Ontology annotation, cellular component: nucleus. The coding region runs from base 1 to 1878 and encodes 625 amino acids. Gene Ontology annotation, molecular function: DNA-binding transcription factor activity, RNA polymerase II-specific; zinc ion binding; DNA binding. Lineage: Eukaryota; Fungi; Ascomycota; Dothideomycetes; Dothideales; Saccotheciaceae. The transcript is spliced from 2 exons. The record is from RefSeq and is a predicted model, not a curated record. Gene Ontology annotation, biological process: DNA-templated transcription.
AUGCCGCCAGGCGCUAGAAGAACUCGGCCUUGUGAUGCGUGUCGCAAGCGCAAGACCAAGUGCCACACCGAGGAUUCGGAGAGAGUCUGUGUGCUUUGCAGAUUCCACGGUCAACGUUGCACAUACGAACAGAACCCCAGACCAAGGAGACGUACUGUAUCAUCGGCGGAGAGCAUCAGCGGAUACCGUACAGGACUGAGCCCACAUACCACCAGGACGAUACCUGGGACCGGUGUCGAAGAAUAUGAUGCUUUACCGGACGGCACAACCUUGCUCAAACGGACCCUCGGUCUGCAGAAUCUACACCACAGCCAAUACUUAGGAGUCAACAACUCUUUGAACGUGUGCGGACUAAAUCUCAAGAACAGUGUACACGCCAAUGUACGGCCCGAAAAUUGCAUCAAGGUUCGCUAUGUCCAUCAGGAUCACGCCUUCAAGAUUCUAUCGGAUGCAAGUGUCCCGGUAAAUGCUGAUGAAACAUCGGUAUUGGACGCCAUUGAGAGCUCAGUCUACGGUCAUGGACCCGAUCUUGUUGAUUUAUACUUCCGAAUUGUUCAUCCCGCCUUUCCAAUUUUGCACAAGCAGGUCUUCUUGGAGAAGUAUGCGCGUUCGUAUCGCGAGUUUUCUCCACCACUACUGGCAGCUGUAUAUCUCUUAGCAUCGGGCUACUGGAGCUACAGUGACUCUCUGAAUACAAAAUCAAAGCCUCCGACUGAGCCCUUGAAAAGACUUGCUUUGGAUUCCCUCCAUAUUGCGAUGCAGCGAGCGAAGCUUUCGACUAUUCAGGCAUGCUUACUGAUCUCACAAGAACAAGCUACAGACUUCAGAGAUGCCUCUAGCGAGACCCACUUGAGCAUGACUUCUCAGCUCGUGCAGCUCGCCCAUCGACUUGGCUUACAUCUAGACGCCGCAGAGUGGGACAUUCCAGAAUGGGAGAUCGGUCUUCGACGGCGCUUGAGUUGGGCUGUGUUCAUGCAAGAAAAAUGGCUAGCACUCGUGCAUGGACGACCGUCUCUUAUAUCCUCCGAAACGUGGGAUGUCGGGACUCUGGAGCCUGAAGACUUCCCCGAGACCGACGAGGAUGACACUGUUGGUAGCUCUGAAGUCGAAAAAGGCAGACUCGUUUUCAUGCACAUGGCUGGUCUAGCCGAGAUGCUGUCGGAUCUAUUGGUUGAUCUGUUCUCACCGCGCGCACAACGCUUGAUCCGAUCUGACUCAAAUGCUCUUGUAGGCCUCCUAGAGCGAAUUAAACCUUUACAAAUCAGGCUCAAAGACUGGUUUGCGACAUUACCUGAAGGACUAAAGAAAGAUACUGCGACGUCGAUGAAGCUAUCCUCAGUUGGCUAUUUGCGACUAGCCUACCUUGCGAUCGAAGCUAGUAUACACCGUCAAAUCACUUUGACGCUGGUACAAUGUCCUCAGACCGAUUCGCAACUAAUCACAAUUUGUCGCAAUGCAGCCAGAGAACGAUUCACCAACGCUUUCGAUUUCUUGAACGGGCUACAAGCAUCACAUCUGGCGUCUUUCUGGUACCUGACGAGUCCCGAGUGCGCUGCAACGAUUUAUCAUCUGGGCAGUCUUCUCGAAACCUUAGCAGAAGACAUGGAAGAGAAGGAAAAUCUCGGACAAAUGCUUAAGGCGUGUCGAUGGGCAUUUAAAGUCAACAGGGAGGCUGGUGCAAGCUUCACGAGGCACGCGUUGUCAUUACUGGAUGCUUCAGAGAGAGUCACAGUCAUUUCAACCGGAGAAUCAAGCGAGCAUGAUUAUGUGCUUGGCGGCUACCAGGCCGACGGCCGGCGGCGGUCCGCUUCGCCGAACUCUAAAGUGGGCAGCCACCAAUGGAUGCUUCUUCAAAACAUCCUUAAGAGCUCAUAUUGA